Pocillopora verrucosa is the source of this 1641-nucleotide messenger RNA. Its product is annotated as xaa-Pro dipeptidase-like. Lineage: Eukaryota; Metazoa; Cnidaria; Anthozoa; Scleractinia; Pocilloporidae. The record is from RefSeq and is a predicted model, not a curated record. Gene Ontology annotation, molecular function: metalloaminopeptidase activity; manganese ion binding.
CGUGACCUAACCAUCGCGGACCUCCAUCUUGGUUCCGUGUAGACAUCCGGUAGCAGCUAUCGCAGCUUGUAAUUAUGGCAACAGUCGAGACAAAGUCAUUUUAUCAGUUUGGGAACAGCUCCCUGGCUGUUCCCUUGAGCCUUCACACUAUCAACCGAAGACGACUUUGUGAGCGACUUACCGAUAACAAAGCUGUUCCAAAAGGAGCAAUGAUAUUACUUCAAGGAGGGGAGCAGCAUCAAAGAUAUUGCACGGAUGUAGAUGCUGUAUUUCGACAGGAGUCAUUUUUCCACUGGACAUUUGGUGUACUAGAAGCAGGUUGUCUUGGUGCAGUUGAGGUUGAAAGCACCUGUGCUAUUUUGUUUUUUCCCAAACCUCCUCCAGGGUAUCAUAAAUGGAUUGGGGUGAGGAACAGUUUAGAGCACUUUAGGAAACGUUAUGAAGUAGAAGAAGUCUACUACACCAACCAGAUUGCUGAUGUGUUGCAAAAGAAAAAUCCCUCUGUUAUUCUCACAUUAAAAGGUGUAAACACAGAUUCAAGGCACAUUUGCAAAGAAGCUACAUUUGAAAACAUUAACAAGUUCCAUGUAGACAAUACUAUUUUACAUCCAGAGAUUUCUGAAUGUCGUGUAUUCAAAACAGCUCAGGAACUGGAAGUGAUUCGUUAUGCUAACAAAAUCAGCAGUAAAGCACACAAGGAGGUGAUGAAACGUAUAAGACCAUGGAUGUCCACAUAUCAAUUAGAAAGUCUGUUCCAGCACUAUUGUUUUUAUCACGGGGGAUGCCGCCACUUAGCCUACAACUGCUUAAUGGCAAGUGGUGUCGACUGUGCUUGUCCUUCUCAUACAGUUGAAGUGGAUAGUAAAGUUAUACGGGAUGGAGACAUGUGUCUAUUUGACAUGGGUUGUGAGUAUUACUGCUAUGCUUCAGACAUCACGUGUUCAUUUCCAGCCAAUGGCAAGUUUACAGACGAUCAGAGAAUGAUUUAUGAAAUUUGUCUGCGGGCAAACCGAGCAGUUAUAAUAGCAAUAAAACCUGGUGUCAGCUGGGCUGAUAUGCACCGUUUAGCAGACCGUGUUCAACUGGAGGGCCUCAGAGACAUAGGGCUCUUACAAGGGGACAUAAAUGAGAUGAUGAAGUUACAUGUGGGUGCUGUUUUUAUGCCUUAUGGUUUGGGACAUUUGAUGGGCCUUGAUGUACACGAUGUUGGAGGAUAUCCAAAGGGAACCGAAAGAAUUAAUGAACCAGGCCUCUGCUCGCUCAGAACUACCCGUGUCCUGGAGGAAGGCAUGGUGCUCACCAUUGAACCAGGAAUUCAUUUCAUUCGUGGAGUUAUCGAGGAGGCACUAGAAAAUCCUGAGACGGCGUGUUUCUUCAACCGAGAAGUCUUAAACCGAUUUUGGAAUUUUGGAGGGGUCCAUAUCGAAGACGACAUAGUGGUGACGUCCGAAGGCGUGGAGCUGUUGACAGAUGUGCCUCGUACGGUAGAUGAAAUCGAGGCUCUGAUGGCUCAGGAAUCUCAAGGAUCAAACUGAUAUUUUCCUUAUAACCUCUCGAUGUAAAAAUAUUUUAUUACGCUCAGCGAAAAUUUUAGAUAAGUUUGGAUAGCCCUUUCAAUUAAAAACUAUUGUUAUUUUGUAA